Amblyraja radiata (thorny skate) is the source of this 2856-nucleotide messenger RNA. RefSeq names its product leptin receptor gene-related protein. The record is from RefSeq and is a predicted model, not a curated record. The transcript is spliced from 4 exons. Gene Ontology annotation, cellular component: endosome. Gene Ontology annotation, biological process: late endosome to vacuole transport via multivesicular body sorting pathway; negative regulation of growth hormone receptor signaling pathway. Bases 61 to 456 code for a protein of 131 amino acids. Lineage: Eukaryota; Metazoa; Chordata; Chondrichthyes; Rajiformes; Rajidae.
CGGCGCCGCUGAUUGGACGGCCUUCGGUCGGCAGGGGGGGAAGGUUGGAGCAACAGGAAGAUGGCGGGGAUUAAAGCUCUGGUUGGUUUAUCCUUCAGUGGUGCCAUUGGCCUGACUUUUCUCAUGUUAGGAUGUGCUCUUGAACAAUAUGGAGUUUACUGGCCACUGUUUGUGCUGAUAUUUUACGUCCUGUCACCUAUCCCGAACUUUAUUGCACGAAGAUUGGGUGAUGACACCGAUGCAGCAAGCAGUGCCUGUCGUGAGCUUGCGUAUUUUUUCACCACGGGGAUCGUUGUUUCUGCCUUUGGGCUCCCGGUAAUUCUUGCUCGAGUGUCAGUGAUCCAGUGGGGAGCCUGUGGACUCGUGCUGGCAGGCAAUGCUGUAAUCUUUCUCACUAUUUUGGGCUUUUUCCUAGUGUUUGGUAGAGGGGAUGACUUUAGUUGGGAGCAGUGGUAGUGUUGAGAUGGACCCUGGAUAUGAUGACCCUUUGAUUGGCAUUGAAGCUGAACUUGCUGAGACUCCCAACUUUAAAGUACAGUGUACACUAUCUGCAAGUAUAACAUUGAAAAGUAACUAAAAUCAUUAAGACCCAAAAUUCAUUAAUGUGCUUAAUUUAGUGAGUUCACACCCUAGCUUUUUACUAAACUGUCUAAUACCCAAAAUGGCAAUUUUUUCGUAAAGAAAAAGAGGGUCCCUGCAUACAUUUACUCAUGUGGACCAAUAAACAGAACGAAUUAUAGGUUGCCAUCUACUCAGUUGAGAGAAGAAAAUACUACUUGGCGCCUUGAAACUUGCAUCAGAUUUUUUGUUAAUGCACCUUAUAAAUAAAACAAAAACUAACAGAAAAGUUCUGGUGUGAUGAGUACAUGGUUAUGUCAAUUGUAAUUGACUGGAUUUAUCAUUUUCCCCCCUUUGGAGGUACAGGAAGAUAUAAAUCUGUCAAGUAGUUAGUUAUUUAUCUUGCCUCACUUUAGGAAGAUGACCAUAACUAUUGACAUGGAAUUUAGCUUGGUGUCAGAACUUUUUAAAGUGCAUCUUAUCAACUAUAUAUUUGUUCCUAUGAAUAAAAUGCCAUCAUUUAUUCCUUUAGAAGUCUCAGUCUUUGCCAUUUUGUUAUGCUUGUACAGAUUCAUAAAGAGCCAGAUUGUAUUAUUUAAAAUGCAAAGUAUUUAAGAUCUUCAGGAUCUUUUUCUUUGAGAAUCUAUGUGCAAGUCAAAGGGUUUGAAUUGUUAAGCAACAGUAGCACUACUCAAAAUCUUGACAACUUUUGUAUUGUAAUAAGUGUUCUGCCCUUUCUAAUACCUACGGGCUCAUAUUUUGAUUGUCUCCAUGAGGAAUAUACUGUGCCCAGUUCAAACAGACUUGAAAUGUAAAUGUCUGGAAGGUAGUUGAUGGGAUAAUGGCAAAUUGCCUAUUUGUCAAUAAUAAUAUGACAGUAAAUUACAGAUGGACAUGCUGGUUAUUGUGUACUCCGAGAUGGGUUUAAUUUCAUCAUUAAACCAGGCCCAAAGGUCCAUGUAUAAAUGCAACAUUAAAUGCCAUACUAAUUUGUUGCAUCUAAUUGCUACUAUGCUUUACCUAUUGGUGUUGAUAACAUUUAUUGGUGGGGUUUUUUUCAUAUGGAACCAAAUAUAUGAAAUUCAUUAAAUUUAAAUCAUGUGACCAUCUUCCAACUUUCUGUAUUUGUUUCCCAGAUUGAUCUUGCAACUUGCAGGCUAGUCCAUAGGGGAAGCUUUUUGUUUUGGGGGAGGCUUUGACUACACAUUAUAGCAUAUGUCAGAUGAAAUUAUAAAUGGUUAGAGUUUGAUAAUAUUAGAUGAAUGUCCUAUGUGUGUAUGAUAUUUGUCUCCUUAUUUAAUGCAGGCAUUAAGUAUUUAAAAGCAUGCUUUCUAUAUCAAUACAUUAAUAUUGCCCAAAACCAAUUUUUGGCCUUGUCCUUUAAAAUGUAUCCAAAAUCUAAUUGGACAAAACAAUUCUGCAGAGAGCUAUCUUUCCAUUGUGUUGUUUGUCUCUUUGAUAUCUUAAAUUAUAGUCUCUAGAAAAGCUAAAUUGUAAACCAAAUAUUUAUCAAAUGUUAAAGUCGGGUGUAAAGUAAAUUGGGGAUGAAGAUUAUGCAUGUCUUAACUAAUGGCAUUUUGUCAUUGCCCAUAUAAAAACUGAAAUAGUGUAAAAUAAUUAACACUUUUAAUUUGUAUGCUGAUGGGACACAGCUCAUAAAUCAAUUCAAAAGAUAGACACAAAAUGCUGGAGUAACUCAGCGGGACAAGCAGCAUCUCUGGAGAGAAGGAAUGGGUGACGUUUCAGGUUGAGACCCAAAACAUCACCCAUUCCUUCUCUCCAGAGAUGAUGCCUGUCUCCAUGAGUUACUCCAGCAUUUUGUGUCUAUCUUCGGUGUAAACCAGCAUCUGCAGUUCCUUCCUACUCAUAAAUCAAUUCCUUACCUUCAGAUUGUUGAAUGUUACACUGUUGGUAACUGGUUUUAACUAUUCACGUUCAUUUGAUAUAAUAAAACAUUCAAGAAUAACAUUGAUGAAUAACUUUCAAAUUUAGAAGACUUGGUUUUUUUUAAAUAGACUUUUUGUGGAGGCAGAAUUUUUAAAUGGGUUUCCCCUAUUGGUUGAAGUUUCUUAUUAUGACUAUGUAAGAAUAUUGUAAGCUUCAAAUGCCAUAAAUUGCUUUUAAACUUUUGUACGUGAAUUGUUUAUUGUCAAUAAAUUUUCAACACUUUUUUUCCACUUCACACACUGUAAAUUAAACUAAUUGUAAAACGAUGAAUGAAGUUAUUAUCUCAAAUUGAUUCUUAUACUUUUGUGUUUGAAUUUAAAUAUAUGUUAAUAAAAUGCUUUUUUUUGGUUA